Messenger RNA from Hyla sarda, 4339 nucleotides. RefSeq names its product hydroxysteroid 17-beta dehydrogenase 12 (gene HSD17B12). The record is from RefSeq and is a predicted model, not a curated record. Lineage: Eukaryota; Metazoa; Chordata; Amphibia; Anura; Hylidae. Gene Ontology annotation, cellular component: endoplasmic reticulum. Gene Ontology annotation, molecular function: oxidoreductase activity.
GGGAAUUGUUGAUUGAUUGGAGAAUAGGACAAUUAAAACCCUCCGUUUUCUGUCCAAUGAGAACUGAGGAAUUCGGGAAUAGGGCGGGAAUAAGAUGACUGUCGUUAGGGUCGCCCUAUGGGGAGGCGAGUUGUAGGCGGCGGGGCGUGGUCUCCGGCUGACAGGAGCCUUGUUCUUUUACACACUGCGUGCUGUCGCGGCUCUUCCGGGUCUCUGUCUGUGUAGCCCUCAGUAACGUGCAGAGCUGGGACAUGGCCCCAGAGACUCCACUGGCCGGGCUCCCUGUGCCCUGCGCCGGCUUCUUCUGGUAUCUGGGUGUGGUAGCGGCCGCCUGGUGGGGUGUCAGGGCCGCAUGGCGCUUGCUGAGUGGCGCUCGGGUCUGGGUGCUGGGGAGUGGAGCGCAGGUGGGCCCGAGGAUCGGGAGAUGGGCAGUUGUCACCGGAGCCACUGAUGGAAUUGGAAAAGCAUAUGCAGAGGAGCUGGCCAGACGUGGAAUGAGCGUUGUCCUGAUCAGCAGGACCCAGGAAAAGCUGGAAGAAGUCUCCAAGCAUAUCAUUGCCCGGGAUGCUGGAGAGAUCCAAGGGUGUCAUCCUGAAUAUCUCCUCUGCUAGCGGCAUGUACCCUGUCCCGCUUCUUACUGUGUAUUCUGCUACUAAGGCUUUUGUGGAUUUCUUCUCGCGGGGUCUGCACGCAGAGUACAAGAGUAAGGGCGUCACCGUGCAGAGUGUCCUCCCAUUCUAUGUUGCCACCAAGAUGAGCAAAAUCCGCAAACCGACAUGGGAUAAGCCCAGCCCAGAAACCUAUGUGAGGUCAGCCCUGAAUACUGUUGGCUUACAGACCCAGACUAAUGGCUGCCUCCCCCACGCCAUCAUGGGCUGGGUGACCGGGUCUCUGCUCCCUUCCUUCAUCUCUACGAAGAUGACCAUGAACAUGAACAAAGGUUUUCGUGCCCGUUUCCUGAAGAGAGCCAAGAAGAAUUAGAGCCGUCCGCUCCUCUCCGAUCAUCACUUCUACCAAAUCUAUAGAUCUUCAGGUCUUUACCUCGAUGAAUGUAACAUGAAGACCCAGUGAUCAGACCCUCAUACUAACUCCUCUCGCUGCAGCUCACAGCUCCAGUGGGUUUUACCCCCUUUUUUUCUUUUAAUCUACUUUUCUCACCAUAGGCCUUGAAUAUUCUGGUUUCUUUGCGCCGGGUGCACAGUUUCUUCCACUGUAGAGACCAAUGAAUCCUGCAGAAUGCAAAAUCAUGUUCAUCUUUAGUAAAUACAUAAACCUAUUACUCCACCCUAUUCCCAGGCCAGUGGUCACCCCAGUACCACUAGCUUAAAUUAGAUAUGCAGCCAUAACAACUUGUAGGGGAUAAGUGUUUGAUCGCCGGGGGGGGUCUGGGGGUCCGACCGCUGGGAACCCUGCGAUCUCCUGCAUUGGGCCCCAGCUCUGCCGUGCAGGAGGUGUGCCGGCCGCAGCAUGACGCCACAGCAAACACGUCUCCUCCAUCUAGUUCUAUGGGAGAGGCGGGGAAGCAGUGUUUGUGCCUCCCCGUCUCUCCCACAGAGCUGUAUGUGGAGGGGAUGUGCCGUUGACCUUGGUGAGGUCGACGUUACGCGCAUUAGCCGCUUUAACACAGCGGUAUUUUGGGGCCUGUUUGGGAGAUCGCGGGGGGUCCCAGUGGUCGGACCCCCCGCGAUCAAACACUUAUUCCGUUGUUAUGGCUGCAGUUGUUCUUUAAGGGUGAGUUCACACUGUGUGCUCAGAAAAAUACCAGGCAGAGCAUCUAAGUGCAGCAGGCGGCACCACUGGCACCAUGACUGUGCGGACAUGCACCGUCCCCGUUGACCUGUUCAUGUACAUGUUCAUUUAAAAAAAAUUGGGUGGAAAUUCAGCAGCAGAAUCUCGAAGACAGCAAUGUCAGGCUGCUGAUUCCAUCCGGAAAUUUUGGCCAGAAAUUCUCAGUGUCAACUGGCCUUUACUGUAUGCAUGAGACUCAGCCUUAAAGGGGUACUCCGCCCCUAGACAUCUCAUCCCAUAGGGUUCGGGUCCCAUAGGUUGUCAUGCCAAGCCCCCUCCAUUAAUGUCUAUGGGAGGGAGAGGCGUGGCAGCUAGUACAUAGCGUCACACCUCCUCCCAUACACAUGAAUGGAGGGGGCGUGACAGCUGUGGUCGCCAGUCCUCCGGCAUGGAGCAGAGUUCUCUCCGUGCACCCGAUGACUGGGGGGGCCACGCGGGAGAUCGCGGACAACCGCGAUCAGACAUCUUAUUGCCUAUCCAAAGGAGAAGAUGUUUAGUGGCGGAGUAUCCCUUUAAAGCUAAAGCACAACCAUGAUCCCUUUAACUACUCGAGAUGCUACCAAAGCACUAAUGAGAUUAAGUAAAUUCACAUAUAUAUAUAUAUAAAUUUUCAAAGGAUUUUGUCCAAUGACAUUCUAUUAAUUCCUUAACUCCUAAUAUUUACGUCCUGCACCGGCUCCCGCUUCAUAUCUGGUCAGUCCCGGCGGCCGUCACAGGCCGGGACCCGUGGCUAAUACCGGACGUCACCGAUCGCGGUGAUGCCCGGUAUUAACCCUUCAGACGCGGCGAUCAAAGUUGACUUCCGCGUCUGAAGUGAAACCGAAAGCAUCCCGGCAGCUGUCGCUGCAAAGUAAAAAUGGUGGCGCAAAAAAUAAGCCAUAGUAUGGAUUUUUAGGUGGAAAAUUGUAAAGGGUUAUGAUUUUUAAAAGGUGAGGAGGAAAAAACGAAAAUGCAAAAACUGAAAAACGCUGAGUCCUUAAAGGGUUAAACUAGACCAGUGUUUCCCAAUCUGGGAUCCUCCAGCUGUUGCAGAACUAGAACUCCCAGCAUGCCCGGACAGCCAAAGGCUGUCCGGGAAUGCUGGGAGUUGUAGUUUUGCAACAGCUAGAGGAACCCAGAUUGGGAAACACUGGCCUUAAAGGGGUAUUCCAGGAAAAAACUUUUUUUUUCAUAAAUCAAAUGGCUCCAGAAAGUUAAACAGAUUUGUAAAUUACUUCUAUUAAAAAAAUCUUAAUCCUUCCAAUAAUGAUCAGCUGCUGAAGUUGAGUUGUUCUUUUCUGUCUGGCAACAGUGCUCUCUGCUGACAUCUCUGCUUGUCUCGGGAACUGCACAGAGUAGAAGAGGUUUGCCAUGGGGAUUUGCUUCUACUUUGGACAGUUCCCGAGACAGGUGUCAUCAGAGAGCACUUAGACAGAAAUGAACAACUCAACUUCAUCAGCUCAUAAGUACUGAAAGGAUUAAGCUUUUUUAAUAGAAGUAAAUUUACAAAUCUGUUUAACUUUCUGGAGCCAGUUGAGAGAUGAGAGAUAGAGAUGAGAGAGAGAUGAGAGAGAGAGAUAUAUAUUUAUUAUUAUAAAAAAAAAUUUUUUUCCUGGAUAACCCCUUUAACUCUCAUACUCUGCGCUUACUAUUUUCUUCCCCUUUCCUAUAUAAUGGGGCGACGUUCUGUCAGUAUUAUUCAUGAUUUGAAAAUAAAUCAGCAGCAGGGGGGCAAGUCAUUUGGAAGUGUGUGUGUGGAUGCAAUACAUCUUUCUUUAGUGUAUAAGGGUACGUUCAUACGGGCAGAUUUCCUGCUGCAUAUUCUUCUCGGCUGUCCGCAGCAGAUUUUCUGCUGCGUAAAAUCCGCUGCAAGUCCCAUUGAAAUCAGUAGGGUCUGCGGCGGAUUUUUUGCAGCGUAAAAUCUGCUGCAGACAGCCGAGAAGAGCCCGUCCCCUUUCAAAUACGCAGCGGCAAACAAGAGCUGGAGGCUUACUGGUUAAAGGAGUUAUCCAGAAAUAGAAAAUCGGACAUACAUUUUCUAUUUUAUUUUAUUUUUUUUAAAUGCUCCCCGUCUGUCUCCAGGUUGGGUGUGGUAUUACAACUUGGCUCCCUUUUACUUCAAUGGAACUGAGCGGCAGAACCACAUCCAACCUGGAGACAGACAGGGAGCAUUUUUUUUUAAAAGAAAUAAGCUCUGUUUUUGUAUUCCUGGAUAACCCCUUUAAGAAACACUGGGUUAGGACUUACUUUAUCUAGCUGCCUGGAUAGCACUGGAGCGGGGGCAUUUAGUGGGGACAGUUGUGGCCGAUGUCUCUUUAAAUCAAAGCAUUACCCAUCAUCCUUGCAUAAGCAUCUUUUGAGUAUAAAUAAGAGCUGGCAUUAUGGGACUUAUAGUUCUAUUCCUGCUGUAAGGCCACCGUCCUAUUGUUGCUGACCUUAGGCGACCCUCACAGUAGGAUCCCGACUAUUGUUUGCACUAGACAAGACUAAAAUCGUCGUAUCGAGAAUGUUUGUUUGUUAAGACUUUGGUGAGAUUUAGUUUUUAUACUAAUAAAGGUAAUUGUGGGCAAUA